AUGGCGUCGCAACUCCUCCCUCUCGAACUCAUCGACAAGUGCGUCGGCUCGCGGAUAUGGGUCGUUAUGAAGGGCGAGCGCGAAUUCAGCGGCACGCUUGUCGGUUUCGACGACUACGUCAACAUGGUCCUCGAGGACGUAACAGAAUUUGACUACUCGGGCGAGCAGACGAAGCUGGCCAAGAUCCUGCUAAACGGCAACAAUAUAUGCAUGCUGGUUCCCGGUGGCGAGGGCCCGGUAUAA
Messenger RNA from Sporothrix brasiliensis 5110, 243 nucleotides. Its product is annotated as U6 snRNA-associated Sm-like protein LSm5. Gene Ontology annotation, molecular function: RNA binding. Lineage: Eukaryota; Fungi; Ascomycota; Sordariomycetes; Ophiostomatales; Ophiostomataceae. The coding region runs from base 1 to 243 and encodes 80 amino acids. Gene Ontology annotation, cellular component: U4/U6 x U5 tri-snRNP complex; Lsm1-7-Pat1 complex; U6 snRNP. The transcript is spliced from 6 exons. The record is from RefSeq and is a predicted model, not a curated record. Gene Ontology annotation, biological process: mRNA splicing, via spliceosome.